This is a messenger RNA of Marmota flaviventris (yellow-bellied marmot), 853 nucleotides long. RefSeq names its product C-type lectin domain family 2 member D (gene Clec2d). Gene Ontology annotation, cellular component: external side of plasma membrane. Lineage: Eukaryota; Metazoa; Chordata; Mammalia; Rodentia; Sciuridae. The record is from RefSeq and is a predicted model, not a curated record.
UCAGAGCCAGAAACUUGUCAGUAAAUUAUUCUGAUAAUUUGCUUGAAUAAAUAGUUUCAAAGUUCCUCCCAGGGCGGGCUUUAGGUUUCACAAUGCUCUUCAGUUCCUGCUCUGAGCAGCUGUGCUCCACCAGCAUACAGUCUUCACCAAGAGAUCACUAGAGAUCUCCUCCCCUGUCUGAGCACCAAGAUGACAGCAGCAGAGGCUUCAGUGGAAAUGUUAAAAACAGACCUUAGAUUCACGGAUGGCCUGGAGAAAGCAGGACCUGGUAAAAGUCUUCAAAGAAAACUUCUAGCAGUUAUAUAUCCUGUAACUCCUAUCAAAAUUUAUUUGUGCUUUUUCAUUAUCUCAAUCCUAAUUGCAAGUGUCAUUACACUUUCCAUUAUUUUGUCAGCAAAAAAGACAGAGCCAAUCGUACAGAACCUUGUGUUUGCUACCUGCCCAAAAGAUUGGAUUGGAUUUGGAAACAAGUGUUUUUAUUUUUCUGAAGACAUAGGGAAUUGGACAUUCAGCCAGACUUUUUGUGCUUCCUUAGCAUCCAAUCUUGCUCAGUUUGAAAGCCAGGAGGAACUGAAUUUUCUGAAAAGAUAUAAAGGGCUUUCUGAUCAUUGGAUUGGCCUUAACAGAGAAUCAUCACAUCACGUUUGGAGGUGGACAGACAACACUGAAUAUAAAGCUUUGUUUUCCAUCAGAGGAGAUGGCGAAUGUGCCUACCUGAAUGAUAAUGGAAUCAGCAGUGCCAGGCAGUACACAGAUAGGAAAUGGAUUUGUAGCAAGCCAAACAGCUAUUUCCACAAGUGCCAAAUCAUGUCAAGUUAUUUAAAAUAAAGCAGGAUGGAGGGAUGUUUUGUAA